CCUUUCCCUCGUUAAAAAGCUCAGCUAAUUACCUCCAAAUUUAGAACAAAUACAACUAUGCCUGAUAUUUGAGAAAUUCAGUCCAUAAUUCAGAUUGUGAGAAAUUCUCUCUCAAAACUCAAUGACAACAACUAUUCUUCCCGCCAUUUUCUCUCUCCUCUCUUCUUCCUCAUCCUACCACCCAACUAAAUCCACACUCCAUUACCCACCCAAUUUACGCCCCUCUUUCUCUCCUCCCAAUUUCACCCCCAAAUCAAACCCUAGGUUAAGAAUUUCCCAUGAAACUACAAUUUCAUUCAAGAAGCAACGCAACUGGGUACCUUGUUGUUGCAGUGGUAAUGCCGAUAUUAACCCAGAUAUAAUUCAUGAUUCUUCUUCUAAGGAAUCAAAUAUUAACAUACAGCUUCCUAGAAGAAGCUUGCUCGUGCAAUUUACUUGUGAUGCUUGUGGUGAAAGAACAAAACGGCUGAUUAAUAGAUUAGCCUAUGAACGAGGAACUGUUUUCGUUCAGUGCGCAGGGUGUCUCCAACAUCACAAAUUAAUUGACAACCUGGGUCUUGUGGUUGAAUAUGACUUUCGGAAUGAUACUGAUGAAGAUUAGUAUGAAUUUUUUGAAUACUUAUGCCCCUGUUUGAUUACUUGGACGUUUUUGUACUUCUCAAACUACUAUCAAUAGGAAAAUAAUCUGUUUUUGGUGAGUGUGUCUCUUUUAAUCGUACAAAAACAAUCUUAGUUUUUGUAUUAGUAAUUAAAUUUUGAAACAUAGUUCAACGUUUACAGAUUUGUUCA
Messenger RNA from Chenopodium quinoa (quinoa), 789 nucleotides. Its product is annotated as DNL-type zinc finger protein. NCBI's taxonomy places the organism in Eukaryota, Viridiplantae, Streptophyta, Magnoliopsida, Caryophyllales, Amaranthaceae. Gene Ontology annotation, cellular component: mitochondrion. The transcript is spliced from 4 exons. The coding region runs from base 122 to 601 and encodes 159 amino acids. Gene Ontology annotation, molecular function: zinc ion binding; protein-folding chaperone binding. The record is from RefSeq and is a predicted model, not a curated record. Gene Ontology annotation, biological process: protein folding; protein import into mitochondrial matrix; protein stabilization.